GUGAAAGGAGCACUUCCGAUCCUGGCCAUAACCCCGCGCCGGCGGCGUUAGGUCAGCCCGGUGGGGCCUUGCUCCGAAGCUCCGCCUUCGCUCAGGUCUUUCUAGAAACCCAGCUUUGCUCUCGGCGGUGCCGGACAGUUGCAGCGCCCCGGACGCGCGUGUUUGUGCCCUCCAUGGCGGAUACGACCCCGAACGGCCCCCAAGGGGCGGGCGCGGUGCAAUUCAUGAUGACCAAUAAACUGGACACAGCAAUGUGGCUUUCUCGCCUGUUCACAGUGUACUGUUCUGCUUUGUUUGUUCUGCCUCUUCUUGGGUUGCAUGAAGCAGCAAGCUUUUAUCAACGCGCUUUGCUGGCAAAUGCUCUUACCAGUGCUCUGAGGCUGCACCAAAGAUUACCGCACUUCCAGUUAAGCAGAGCAUUCCUGGCCCAAGCUUUGCUAGAGGACAGCUGCCACUACCUGCUGUAUUCACUCAUCUUUGUCAAUUCCUACCCUGUUACAAUGAGUAUUUUCCCAGUCUUGUUAUUCUCUUUGCUUCAUGCUGCCACAUACACAAAAAAGGUUCUUGAUGCAAAGGGUUCAAAUAGUAUACCUCUGCUGAGAUCCCUCUUGGACAAAUUAAGCGCCAAUCAACAGAAUAUUCUGAAAUUCAUUGCUUGUAAUGAAAUACUCUUGAUGCCUGCUACAGUUUUUAUGCUUUUUAGCGGUCAAGGAAGUUUGCUCCAGCCUUUUAUAUACUAUAGAUUUCUUACUCUCCGAUACUCUUCUCGAAGAAAUCCAUAUUGUCGGACCUUGUUUAAUGAAUUGAGGAUUAUUGUUGAACAUCUAAUAAUGAAACCCGCUUGCCCUCUGUUUGUGAGAAGACUUUGUCUCCAGAGCAUCGCCUUUAUAAGCAGAUUGGCACCAACAGUUGCGUAGUUUAAUGUCGAGCUAAGUUAUAUAUGAUAUAAGUAAGCAUUAUUAGCAACUGGUACUUCUGCCAGGGGUUGUGAAUUCCAGGUGUGAAACUGACCUCAAUCCAACUUCCAUAAUUUACAUAAUGCAUCUUAACGGAAAAAUAUUUCCCUGGCAUGUUAAAUCAAGCUUUUAUAAAACAAAAAGUUUCCAAGAAAAUUCUGUGUUGUGGUGUUAAUGGUUAAGGAAGUUUGUAUUUUGUAAUAAAUGUAUCUCUUUUUUUUUAGAUGCUACUGUGCCUUUAUCAUGUACAUUUAUUUCUCUUGUAAAAAUAGUUCUAAAAUUUAUUUCAAUCUAAUUGGUGAUCUGAAUUUAUUUAUAUCUGGCAUUAGUUCUUUAUGGUAAAUUUACAUAUGUGAAUUCAGUAUAUUUUGAGACAGUAUUCUUUUGCCAUUAUGAAUUUUGGUUGAUGAUUUUAACUGAAGCAUUUCCCACUGUAUUUGGUUUCAAAUUGUUAUUAAAUUGAUUUUGUGCUGCUUUGCUAAGACAGAUUUAUUUUGGAUGUGCCAUUAUAAAAGGAGUUCUGUAUGUGUCUUACACUAUGACCUUCUAAAAUUUUAUUUCCAUAAUUCUGUGGAUUUGAAUAUUUUUUAAAAGGCUCAACUAUAAGCUUAUUAGCCAAUUAAAUAAAUAUUUGGAAUUACCCAACCAUUUUACACCAGAGAGCAGUAGUCCUACAACUUUCCUUUCUUACCCAUUGAGUAAUAUUUCUCAGAUAGGAAAUCCUUCUUUUACAGUAUGGACACAUUAUUAGUAUAGUUUUAGAAUUGCCUAGAUCAGAUUCUUGACUACCAACUUUCUCUGUUUCUUAGGCUUGAAUUUUCAUGGACAGUUGCAGCAGUGCAGGUACCUUUUGAAAAGAAUAUAACUGAAGAUCAUAUGACUGAUACUUAGUGUCUGUUCUGAAAUGAUAAUGAAGACUAUCCUAUAGAUUAUAUACCCAGCAAAUCUUAUUGAAAGGUUAAAUGGAAAGGUUUAUAGGUAAGGCGAUUGAUUGGGAAUGCUGCCUGAGGAGGCAUUUUGGGAGAAUAGUGUACAUUUCAGUUUCAUGCUGCAUAAAUAAAAUUGGGGGAAUUGGAUGUAUUAUGCAACUGUGAUUUGAGUUGUGUAAUAUGUUAAAUCCUACUUGUUGAACUUCUAUUAACUCUAUAAAAUUUAUUUUGAUCUUUGUUGUUACAUGAUUGGAAAUGUCUAAAAUGUUGCAAAAAUUUUAGUACAGAAUAAUGUAAUGGUUUUUGUAACCAGUUUUUCUUCUGUCUGCAUGUAAUAUGGAUUCUUCAAAUACAUUCAUUGGUAACUUAUUAGUAACAUCAGGUUUUUUUGUUCAACUUUCAAAUCUAUAGGAAUGUGAUAUCUACUUGAUAGCUCAACCAUAACCAGCUCUUUUUGUAAUAUUUUCUACUAAGUUUGAGAAGCAGCCUCAUAAUAUACAGUUGAUUUUGUGUGUGUACGUGUUUGUGGCUCAUUAUCACUAUAUAUAUAAUCUUAUGAUUUCAAGAACUAAAUUUUCUAGAGCAAUAAAGUGACUAUAAUGUUAA
This is a messenger RNA of Pipistrellus kuhlii (Kuhl's pipistrelle), 2491 nucleotides long. RefSeq names its product transmembrane protein 33 (gene TMEM33). Gene Ontology annotation, cellular component: membrane; endoplasmic reticulum. The transcript has 8 exons. Bases 174 to 917 code for a protein of 247 amino acids. NCBI's taxonomy places the organism in Eukaryota, Metazoa, Chordata, Mammalia, Chiroptera, Vespertilionidae. The record is from RefSeq and is a predicted model, not a curated record. Gene Ontology annotation, biological process: endoplasmic reticulum tubular network organization; membrane organization.